Zalophus californianus (California sea lion) is the source of this 924-nucleotide messenger RNA. RefSeq names its product basic proline-rich protein-like. NCBI's taxonomy places the organism in Eukaryota, Metazoa, Chordata, Mammalia, Carnivora, Otariidae. Bases 1 to 924 code for a protein of 307 amino acids. The transcript is spliced from 2 exons. The record is from RefSeq and is a predicted model, not a curated record.
AUGGGACACUGUCCUUGUCCCCCUUUGGAAGCCGUAGAAGCCCUCAUUUAUUUGCUCUUACAGAAGUAUGUCAGCUGCAGAAAGCUGAAUCACCAAGGUCACACUCGGCUCCCAGGGCAGCCAGCAUCCAAUGGUCAACAUGCGGGUAAAAAUAUUCGGCCCCUCACCCUAACCCAAGGCAAGCCUGAAGGGCCACCGCAGCCUCGAAGCUCCCCUGAGGCGUUGUCUGAGGCUUUCGCUGAGACUGGCGGUGCCCCGGGCGGCCCCCGGAUCCGUCCUUCGCGCCAGCAGUGUGGGGACCGCACAGACCCAGGGACGCCCCUCCUUCCGGCCUCCGACCACCCUCCAACCUCUUUUCCAGUCACAAACUUCGCCACCCUCUUCUCGGCCCCCCUCCGCCCCCCGGGGCCCGCCAGCACCCUGUCUGGGGCCCGGCUUCCGGCCUCGCCAGGCUCCCGUCCCCGCGCGGCGGAGGCCCGUCCACCACCCGCGGCCUCGCACGCCGCCGGCCUCCCCGCCUCUCGCUCCACCGCGAGGCCCAGGCUCCGGCCGCGGGGCCCCGCGUCCCCCGCCUCCUCGCUCCCCAGCGAAUGGCCCAGGAGAAGCCCGACCGCGCCCGCGACUCCGGAGGAUGCAGGCCCGGAGGCCGUGCGCCAGCCUCCCGAGCCCAGCGGCCCGGGGCCUGGCCCUGCGCAGACGCCCCGCUGCCGUUCCUUCGCUCCCCGCCCAACCGCGGCCCGGGCCCCGCCGCCGGACUCCGCCAGACGACGCGGGCUUGCGCCCGACUCACCUCGGCAGGCUGGAGCCACCCGGCGGGCUGGGCGCGGGUCUCUUCCCGAGGCUCACCCGCAAGCGCGCCUGGGGGCCCCGGCAGCCCUGGAGGGCCCUUGGGCUCGUGCCGGGGCCUCUGCGGUGGGCCACUAG